Molecule: messenger RNA, 888 nt
Organism: Capronia coronata CBS 617.96
Lineage: Eukaryota; Fungi; Ascomycota; Eurotiomycetes; Chaetothyriales; Herpotrichiellaceae
Product: solute carrier family 25, member 46
Exons: 7
Coding region: 1-888 (295 amino acids)
Biological process (GO): iron import into the mitochondrion
Cellular component (GO): mitochondrial membrane
Molecular function (GO): ferrous iron transmembrane transporter activity
Source: RefSeq, a predicted model, not a curated record
AUGUCACUAUCGAGCAGUCCAGAUGCAGUACCUGGCGAGGAAUUCGACUACGAAGCUCUGCCUCCGAAUUAUGGGCUGGGGCACAACAUGAUGGCCGGCGCAUUCGCCGGUAUCGCAGAACAUACCGUGAUGUAUCCUGUGGACUUGAUGAAGACACGGAUGCAAAUCAUAAAUCCUUCCGCUGGCGGCCUCUACACCGGACUCUCACACGCAGUAUCUACAAUAUACCGAAUAGAAGGAUUACGGACAUUAUGGAGAGGUGUGACGAGCGUGAUAGUCGGAGCAGGUCCUGCUCACGCUGUCUAUUUUGGCACAUAUGAGAUUGUCAAAGAGAAAGCAGGCGGAAACAGGGCAGACGGGAAGCAUCACCCUUUUGCGGCUGCUGCCAGCGGAGCCUGCGCAACGAUUACGAGUGAUGCCUUAAUGAAUCCCUUUGAUGUUAUCAAGCAGCGAAUGCAAGUCCACGGCUCGACAUAUCGAUCAAUCACAGAGUGUGCCCGUUCAAUAUUUCGAAACGAAGGUAUUUCGGCAUUCUACUUAUCCUACCCGACCACGUUGUGCAUGACGGUACCGUUCACGGCGACCCAAUUCAUGGCCUACGAGUCAUUGUCCAAGGUCAUGAAUCCGCGGAAAGAAUAUGAUCCCAUCACCCAUUGCGUGGCGGGUGGCUUGGCCGGAGCAUUUGCUGCGGGAAUCACCACACCACUCGAUGUUAUCAAAACUUUGCUACAGACACGAGGAGUCAGCCAGCAGGAUGAGAUUCGGAAUGUCCGAGGACUGGCGCAUGCUGCUUCCAUCAUCAAGAAGCAGUUUGGUUGGCGAGGCUUCAUGAGGGGCUGGCGACCCCGAAUCAUCAGCACCAUGCCAAGCACCGCCAUUUGCUGGUAA